AUGUUUAGGUUGAUAGUAGUGACGUUUCAACUUCUCAAUAUGCAAAAUCUUAUCUUCUUCUUCCUAGAGCCGCUCGUCAUUCAACCUUCUCCGACGAAUUUCAACGACCUGCUGCCAUUAACAACGCCAAUCCUUUUCAUUCUAGCCGUUGUGCUUCACCUUCGUCCCUCAAUCUCCGUCUAUCUCUAUUUUUCCCUUCAUCUCAACUCUUCGCGGAUUCAACUCGUAAAACAGGCGUGUACGAAGAAAGAAGAUGAAGAAUCGAUGCAAGAACACGCAACACACCAGGAAUUACAUCAUGAACGUGAAGAAGGUUCAAUCGUUCAAUGGAUUUACCUGGAUUUGCAGGAGGAGAUCGAUCACAGAAAUCCAGAGAACUCUUCUAAUCCGGAUGUGAGGCGCGAAAUAAACGCGAGAACAUCAACCUCACAGCGACGAUAG
Molecule: messenger RNA, 441 nt
Organism: Vicia faba (fava bean)
Lineage: Eukaryota; Viridiplantae; Streptophyta; Magnoliopsida; Fabales; Fabaceae
Source: the annotation of a GenBank genome assembly